This is a messenger RNA of Oldenlandia corymbosa var. corymbosa, 1654 nucleotides long. NCBI's taxonomy places the organism in Eukaryota, Viridiplantae, Streptophyta, Magnoliopsida, Gentianales, Rubiaceae. The record is from the annotation of a GenBank genome assembly.
CCCAUGAAUUUGGAAUCAAAGAGCCCACAGCUCAACACGUCUGCUUUGCUUUUCUGUCUUUCUUUUAGGCCAAUCAUUGAACAAACACCCUUUUCUAUUAAACUCUUUUAAUUGUUUUUUUUUUUCAAACUUGGAUCAAGACAAACAGAAAUACUACAAUACUAUAUUGAUAGGUAUAUCCAGAAGCUGACAACAAUUCUUGUAGUGAUGAUAUUACCAGUAGCAAAGCUAGGAACACUUGCCCUGAAGACACUCUGUAAACCCAUUGCAAAACGUAUCAAGAAAGAAGCUGGCUUCCACCCUCAAUUCCGACUAGUCAUCACCAAUUUAGCCCAGGCUUGUCAGAUUGCAUCCUUCUUUGUGAUUCAGCACUUGUGUGCAGUGUGGACACAUAAGAGUGUAAGGGGCAUUCGGCGUGGCCACAACCAUCAAAUUGUAGCGAACCACCGACUUACAACAAAACUCCAGAGGCGAAUUUAUGGACAUGCAACAGAUGUCGCAAUUCGGCCUCUAAAUGAAGAAAAAGCUGUUCAGGCUGCUGCUGAUCUUCUGGGCGAACUCUUUGUGUUUACGGUUGCUGGGGCUGCUGUUAUUAUGGAAGUCCAAAGAAGCUCUAGAGCAGAAGCCAGAAAGGAGGCACUACGUAGACAGGAAAUAGAGGUCCAUACAACUUUUUUUUCUUUGGUUCCUGUUUGUUUUCUUCAUACUUUACUCUCUUCUAAGUGUGUUCUUGACAUUUGAGAUCAGGUCAAUGACAUUGCAUAAAAUCGUCCGGUCUUGCCUUCUGUAACGAGUUUAGUAAUACAGGUUUCCAUUGAGCAUAUUUGAUCUCUAGUUAGUAUUUUAAGGUAUAUGCCUGGAAAUCUUCUCUUGUUGAGUAAUAUGAAUAUUUUUCUUGUGAAAUUGCAUUCAUGAUCUCUUUGAGGUUCUUGUAAUAAUCUUUUCAGUUCAUGCAUCACCUUUUAUAAGAUCAAAGUCAUGAGUGAAAGUGAACUGUUUAUGUAUUUAGCAUAAAACAUGUUUGCUGUCUCCUUUGGGUUUUAUCCAAAAAGGACCAGAUGGAACUACUGUACAAUAAUAUGUUCAUGGGCUCGCGAAAAUGCGGACUAGUGUGUUUGUAUCCUUUACAGGUCUUUUGACUGGUUUCUUGUUUCCUCUUAUCCGGUAAUUCAAUUUGACCUCUCUGAACGUUCAGGAAUUGAAGAAAAGAGAUGAAGAUUUGAACAAAGAAGUGGAAAUUCUUAAGCAUCAGAUUUCGGAACUGGAGCAAGUUGUGAAAGAACGACGACAUGGAAUUCUCAACUUCAACCUUGGUGGUAGCUCUGAUGCGAAUAUAGUGAAAGCUUGAUACAGUACUUUUAGUGUCUUUGAAAACCUUUAGAAUGGGCCUAUUGAUACAUAAGAACAAGAUCCAUGACAACUUCUGAAGUUGGGUAUUUCUACAUAGUUUUAUCAGCUCAAAAUGGCUAGAAAUUUUGACCCCUUGUCGACUCUAGGCUUAUGUCAAUUAGGAAACACAUUUGUGGUAGAAUAAUGGAGUACAGCAUUACUAAUUUCAUGUUCAUUCUGACCUCUUUCUACUCCUGCCCCGCUGUUUCAGAGCUUCGUUUUCUCUAUGUCUGGAUAAAUUUUUUUUUCUUUUCUUUUGGUGGGG